AAAAUUUGUAUAUUCGAUGGAUAAUUCACGGAAAUUGUAGCAACUAAGUAACUCGGAAGAAGUUGUGUGUGCGUCCGAAAUUCGACAGCUCGUCGUCGGUGUGCAAUUAGUCCAAACAUUAACCAAAAAUUGUACAAAAAUGUUGAUCAAAGUAAAGACGCUGACGGGAAAAGAGAUUGAGAUUGACAUUGAGCCAACAGACAAAGUGGAGAGAAUCAAAGAAAGAGUCGAAGAAAAGGAGGGUAUACCGCCUCAACAACAGAGAUUAAUUUUCUCUGGUAAACAAAUGAACGAUGAGAAAACAGCUCAAGAUUACAAAGUUCAAGGAGGCUCCGUACUUCAUUUGGUGCUCGCGCUUCGAGGUGGACUUUAGUACAACAUUCCUUGCCGACUUGAGGAUAUUAUGAAAUUGAAAUAAGCGACAACACAAGAUGGAAGGAUCAAAUGAAAUAUCUUGUCAUUUUGGGAUUGUUGUCGUUCUGGGUGAACCCACUGAAUGCUCUAAUCCAACGCGAGUACAUUUGUAUUUCACUGAAUAUUAUAAUAAAAUAAUUUAAUUGUAGAAUACAAGGUUUUCACGAUGAAUCUCGAA
Venturia canescens is the source of this 592-nucleotide messenger RNA. It is a transcript of the gene Nedd8, whose product is annotated as Nedd8 ubiquitin like modifier. Gene Ontology annotation, cellular component: nucleus; cytoplasm. The transcript has 4 exons. Bases 140 to 373 code for a protein of 77 amino acids. NCBI's taxonomy places the organism in Eukaryota, Metazoa, Arthropoda, Insecta, Hymenoptera, Ichneumonidae. Gene Ontology annotation, molecular function: ubiquitin protein ligase binding; protein tag activity. The record is from RefSeq and is a predicted model, not a curated record. Gene Ontology annotation, biological process: protein neddylation; modification-dependent protein catabolic process; regulation of proteolysis.